Molecule: messenger RNA, 321 nt
Organism: Staurois parvus
Lineage: Eukaryota; Metazoa; Chordata; Amphibia; Anura; Ranidae
Source: the annotation of a GenBank genome assembly
UCCAAUCCCCCUCCAUAUCAUGUGAUUCAGGUGUUCCAAUCCCCUCCCUAUCAUGUGAUUCAGGUGUUCCAAUCCCCUCCAUGGACACAGGUGUGUAUACAAUCAAGCCCCCUAGGCAUGCAGACGGCUUCUACAAACAUUGGUGAAAGAAUGGGUCGCUCUCAGGAGCUCAGUGACUCCAAGCGUGGUCCCGUGAUAGGUGGCCACCUGGGCAAUAAGUCCAUCCAUGACAUUUCCUGGCUACUAAAUAUAUUCCACGCACAAACUGUUAGUGGGAUUAUAACAAAGUGGAAGCAACUGGGAAAAAACAGCCACUCAGCC